This is a messenger RNA of Hemibagrus wyckioides, 555 nucleotides long. RefSeq names its product interferon-induced protein 44-like. Bases 1 to 555 code for a protein of 184 amino acids. The transcript is spliced from 5 exons. The record is from RefSeq and is a predicted model, not a curated record. NCBI's taxonomy places the organism in Eukaryota, Metazoa, Chordata, Actinopteri, Siluriformes, Bagridae.
AUGGCAACAUGGGGAACAGUUGAGGAAUGGAGGAAAGUGCAGUGGAAACAAGAAAAAAUGUUAAAUUCUCUCAAGACAUUUAAAAUUUGUAAUGAAGUCGAGCAGCUCCUCUUCCUCCUCUGUGGACCAAUUGGAGCAGGAAAAUCCAGCACCAUAAAUACCAUCAAAACCAUUUUUGAAGGACGUCAGUUUGUCAGUUGUCUGGCUGCUUCAGGAUCUUCAACUCACACUUUACACCUGAGUCAAUAUAAUGACUAUGAAAAUGCAUCAUUUCCUUUUACCCUCAAUGAUGUAAUGGGUAUAGAAGCAUCAGAAGGAGUGCAAACAGAUGAUAUCAUCAGUGCUUUAAAGGGUCACAUUAAAGAGGGUUACGUGUUCAACUCUAAAGCUCCAAUAGCUGAAAGCAACAUUUAUUACAACAAAGAUCCGAGUCUGAAUGAUCAGAUGCAUUGCCUGGUGUAUGUCAUUCCAGCCAACAUGAUUUCAGUGAUGGACAAUGAUUUCAUCAGCAAAUUUAUUUGUGUCAGCAAAAUUGCUAACAAAAUGGGUGAGUGA